AUGAGUGCCAACAAAAUCAAGUUUGCCAAUCUCGAGAAUGAGGCGGAGGAGGAUCCGUCAGCAGAACCACCUGAAACCACUGCCGCCUCCGGUGGUGACAAGAAGGAGGACCGCAUCGACGAGCACCUGCUGAACAUCCUGGAGGUGUGCGUGAAGCACACGGUGGACCGGCGAGCGGGCCUCACCUCCGUCGAGGUGGCCGCCCGCCUCGCCCGGGACGGCCCCAACUGCUUCACGCCGCCCCGAGAGACGCCCUGGUACGUGCUCUUCCUCCGCGAGAUGACCACCGGCUUCGCCCUGCUCCUCUGGUUCGCCGGCCUCGCCAGCUUCGUCUCCUUUGCAUUUGACCGCAAUCCGCAGGAUGCGUACCUCGGUCUGAUUCUCGUCUUCACCGUCGUCCUCACCGGCUCCUUCAGCUACUACCAGACGGCCAGCUCCAGCAAGGUCUUCCGCAGCUUCAAGAACAUGACGCCGCAGUCGGCCUAUGUCCUGCGAAACGGCGGCCGCAAGGUGCAGGUGCCCGCGGAGGAGCUCGUCGUCGGGGACAUUGUCUUCUGCCAGGCGGGCGACCGCAUCCCCGCGGACAUCAGGGUGAUCGUCAGCGACUCAAUGAAGGUCGACAACAGCUCCAUCACCGGCGAGUCGGAGCCCCUGUUGAGGACCAUUGAACCGUUGGCUUCCGGCUCCGCCCUGGAGGCCUCCAACCUCGCCUUCUUCAGCACCAACUGCACUGAUGGGUCGGGCGUGGGCGUGGUGAUCGCCACCGGCGACCGGACGGUGAUGGGCGACAUCGCCUCCCUGGUCUCGAACAUCGCCCACGGGCAGACGCCGAUCGCCCGUGAGAUCAGCCACUUCGUGAAGAUCAUCACCCUCAUCUCGGUGGUGAGCGGCGUCGCCUUCGCCGGCAUCUACCUCCUCCUGGGGACCAGCUUCUUCAAGGCCUUCCUCUUCAUGAUCGGCAUCACCGUGGGCAACGUGCCCGAGGGCCUGCUGCCGGCGUUGACCGUCGCCCUGACGCUGACCGCCAAGCGAAUGGCCGCCAAGCGGUGUCUGGUGAAGCACCUGGAGGCGGUGGAGACGCUGGGCAGCACCUCGACCAUCUGCACGGACAAGACGGGCACGCUGACGCAGAACCGCAUGACAGUGGAGCACCUGUGGUUCGGCGGGGAGACGUACGUCUUCAGGGAGGGCGCCAUGAGGCACGACGUCUACAGCAGAGAGCAGGUGGAGGGGAGGGCCACCUGGCAGGCGCUCAAACGAUGCGCCAUGCUCUGCUCCAGGGCGGAGUUUUUGGAUGAAGUUGAGGAGGAGGAGGAGAAGGAAGAAAAGAAGGAAAAGGUGGAGAUCGAGGAGCGACCCACGGCGGGCGACGCCUCUGAGACGGCCAUUCUGAAGUUCCUGGAGCGGGCGUCCGGCGACCGGGUCUCCGAGUACCGCUCCCGGCACCCGAAAGUGGCGGAGAAGCCCUUCAGCUCCUCGCUCAAGUACGCCUACAGCGUCCACCAGCGCUGGCACCCGCAGAGCGGCCUCUUCGAGGGCCACUUUCUGGUGCUCAAAGGCGCCCCGGAGCGGGUGCUCGCCCUCUGCGGCAGUCGGCUGGCGGACGCCUCCUCCUCCUCCUCCGGCGAAACGGUUCCCCUCGAUGACCUCUUUCUGGCUCAGUUUGAGGAGACCUAUCGCCAGUACGGCUCCGAGGGGGAGCGGGUGCUCGCCUUUGCCGACCUGGAGCUGGACCCCGACCAAUUUGGCGCCGACUUCAGGUUCAUCUCCGCCACGCUGGAGCAGACCGUCCGCCUGGAGGGGACGCUCCGCUUUCUGGGCCUCGUCUCCAUGAUGGACCCGCCGCGACCGAGUGUUCCCCAGGCCGUCAGGACCUGUCGCGAGGCGGGCAUCCGCGUGGUGAUGGUCACCGGGGAUCACCCCAUCACGGCGCAGGCCAUCGCCAAGGCGGUCAACAUCAUCUCGGCGCCGCACCGCCAGACGACCAUCCUCUCGCUCACCUCGACGGUGUCCACUUCGGAGGCUGUUGAUAAAGAAGGAGGCAGUGGUGGUGAAGGGAACAAGUCGAUAGUCAUCCCCGGUGACGAGCUGGCUUCGAUGUCUCCCGAUUCACUUGAGGAGACCCUUCUCCUCUACUCGGAGAUCGUCUUCGCGCGGACCACGCCCCAGCAGAAGCUGCAAAUCGUGGAGACCUUUCAGCGGCUGGGCGAGGUGGUGGCCGUCACCGGGGACGGCGUCAACGACUCGCCGGCGCUGAAGAAGGCCGACAUCGGCAUCGCCAUGGGCAUCAGCGGCAGCGAGGUGUCGAAGCAGGCGGCGGACAUGAUCCUCCUCGAUGACAACUUCGCCACCAUUGUCGUGGGCAUUGAGGAGGGCCGGCGGAUCUUCGACAACAUGAAGAAGACGGUCAGCUACAUCCUGGGCGGAAAUUGCACGACCAUCUACCCGUUCGUCGUCUACGGAGUGACCGGCGUCCCGCUGGCCAUCAGCACCAUCACCGCCCUGCUGAUCUCCCUCGGCACGGACAUCGUGCCGGCGGUGUCGCUCAGCUAUGAGCCCGCCGAGGGCGACAUCAUGGCGAUCAAGCCGCGGGAUGCAAAGCGAGAUAGACUGGUGGACAAGCGGCUGCUGGUGCGGGCGUACGCCUACAUCGGCGUGAUGGCCAGUGUGGCCGCCUAUGGCGGGUAUUUUGUGACGAUGUACCUCCAUGGGUACACGCCGGCGAUGCUCUGGCAGUCGAGGAAGCAGUGGGAGGACGUCGGGGGAGAUUUUCCGAGGAUUGUCGGCCAUGAGAAGGAAAGUGGGGCGGCCAUUUAUGAGGCGACGGUGAGUGGCGAAAGUGGUGAAAGUGGAGUUUGGAAGUGUGUUUGA
Molecule: messenger RNA, 2871 nt
Organism: Rhagoletis zephyria (snowberry fruit fly)
Lineage: Eukaryota; Metazoa; Arthropoda; Insecta; Diptera; Tephritidae
Source: RefSeq, a predicted model, not a curated record